CCUCAUCCAGUGGUUGUCAAACUUGAGCACGUUAGAGAAUCACCUGCUGCACCCCUAGAAUUUCUGAUUCAGUAGGUCAAAGGUGUCCCUGAUAAUCUGCAUUUCUUACAAGUUCCCAGGUGAUGCGAAUGCUGCUGGUCCUGGGACCACACUUUGAGAAACUUUAGCCUAGACCAUCAUCCUUGUAUCAGUGUUCUGAAGCCACUCAUUCUAAUUUUUCAUCUCCAGCAAAAUGAUAAAAAGGAAAGUCUCUGUUGAUGGGGAAAGGUCUCCUUUACACUCCCAUGCGAUUAUGGGUGAAGACCUAUAAGAGCCUGAGAGUCAAAGAGCCUUGAAGGGAUGGAAUGAUGACAGGAAGGGGAGAAGGAAAAUGAAAUGGCCAGGGAGGAGGAGUGCAGAAAUACAGGACUGGCAGGACAGGCAAAUCUCAUAUCCUUUUGCACCUGAGAGGGGAAGGCUCGGGCAAUAGGAUACUUCUGUGUUGGGUCAUCUGAUAUAGGAAAGGGGAGUGGGUGGCGUGAUGGACUCAAGAUUUCACCUCAGCUGGGGCGCGAGGGCUAGGGGGCAGAAGGGGAAAGGCCACAGUGGUCUGCUUUGUGGUGUCUGCCUCCUUCAUUAUCUUUUCUGAGUUUCUUCAUCUCAACCGCAACUUUGGAGACUUGACUCUUCUUCACCUGGUUCCUCUCUCACUGGGUUUGUAGUGACCAGUGCUGAGCUCACCCUCUGGCACUGCUCCAAAACCUCUUGCAACCUCUUACUCUUGGUGUCAUCAGCUGAGGGUGGGCAGGAAGGAAAUGGUGUCUCAGACCAGUGGCAAAGAACGGCCUCCACAGCCUGGACAUGGAGAAGACACAGACGUGGGGACAGAAAUUUGAGGCCCUAGAAGGAAGGAAAGAGGGUGAUCUUGCAUCUAAGAAGAGCAUGCUGCCAGUGAACCAAAAAAGAGGGACUCAGGGUUCCAUUCCUGGCUUAGAUGGAUGACUGACUGUGUUCUUGGAGGCCUUUCCUUCAGAGAGGUCAUCCUGGAACUGAGUACAGGGCUGGUCUGCCAUGACCUUUGACAGACACCUGCCUAAACAAGUGCAGCUCACGCUUCCUGCUCUCUUAAGGCUGAAGAUGGAAACAUCGAAUAUAAACUGAAGCUGGUGAAUCCAUCCCAGUAUCGUUUUGAGCACCUGGUGACCCAGAUGAAGUGGCGGCUCCAGGAGGGCCGUGGUGAGGCCGUCUACCAGAUUGGGGUAGAGGACAAUGGGCUGCUGGUGGGGCUGGCUGAGGAGGAGAUGCGGGCUUCCCUCAAGACCCUGCACCGGAUGGCAGAGAAAGUCGGGGCAGACAUCACUGUUCUCCGGGAGCGAGAAGUGGACUACGAUAGCGACACACCCCGGAAGAUCACCGAGGUGCUAGUACGAAAGGUUCCUGACAACCAACAGUUCCUGGACCUCCGUGUGGCUGUCCUGGGGAAUGUGGACUCAGGGAAGUCAACUCUGCUUGGAGUCCUGACCCAGGGAGAGCUGGACAAUGGGCGGGGCCGGGCUCGGCUCAACCUUUUCCGCCACCUGCAUGAGAUUCAGUCCGGCCGGACCUCCAGCAUCAGCUUCGAGAUCCUGGGCUUUAACAGCAAGGGAGAGGUGGUGAAUUACAGCGACUCACGGACGGCAGAAGAGAUCUGUGAGAGCAGCUCCAAGAUGAUCACCUUCAUCGACCUGGCAGGCCACCACAAGUACCUGCACACCACCAUCUUCGGCCUCACCUCCUACUGCCCCGACUGCGCCCUGCUCCUCGUCAGUGCAAACACUGGGAUCGCUGGCACUACACGGGAACACCUGGGGCUGGCACUGGCCCUGAAAGUGCCCUUCUUCAUCGUGGUCAGCAAGGUGGACCUGUGUGCCAAGACCACCGUGGAGAGGACAGUACGCCAGCUAGAGCGGGUCCUCAAGCAGCCUGGCUGCCACAAGGUUCCCAUGCUGGUCACCUCCGAGGACGAUGCCGUUACUGCUGCACAGCAGUUUGCCCAGUCCCCCAACAUCACCCCUAUCUUCACACUGUCCAGCGUGUCUGGAGAAAGCCUGGACCUGCUCAAAGUCUUUCUGAAUAUUUUGCCUCCACUCACCAAUAGCAAAGAGCAGGAGGAGCUCAUGCAGCAGCUGACAGAGUUCCAGGUGGAUGAAAUCUACACGGUACCAGAAGUGGGCACAGUUGUUGGAGGAACGCUUUCCAGUGGGAUUUGCCGUGAGGGGGACCAGCUGGUGGUGGGCCCCACGGAUGACGGCUGCUUCCUGGAGCUCAGAGUUUGCAGCAUCCAACGCAACCGCUCUGCCUGUCGUGUGCUGCGAGCUGGUCAGGCCGCUACGCUGGCCCUCGGGGACUUUGACAGAGCUCUCCUUCGCAAGGGCAUGGUGAUGGUGAGCCCAGAGAUGAAUCCCACCAUCUGCUCAGUGUUCGAGGCAGAGAUAGUCCUGCUGUUCCAUGCCACCACCUUCCGGCGAGGCUUCCAGGUGACAGUUCAUGUGGGCAACGUACGCCAGACAGCAGUGGUGGAGAAGAUCCAUGCCAAGGACAAGCUGCGGACAGGGGAGAAGGCAGUGGUACGUUUCCGCUUCCUGAAACACCCAGAGUACCUGAAGGUGGGCGCCAAGCUGCUGUUCCGGGAGGGUGUCACCAAGGGCAUCGGCCAUGUCACCGAUGUGCAAGCCAUUGCAGCAGGAGAGGCCCAGGCCAACAUGGGCUUCUGAACUCCAAGCGGGCACAGCUCUUCUGCUGUCCCUACAAUACAAAAGGUGACUUCCGGCCAUGCUGCCCCCCACGCUGGCGGCUCUGUGUGUUAGUAGGCUAGAGAGAGGGGGCUGUCCGCUGCCUGCUCCCUGCCACCUUUUCUGGAGACAUGCCAAUCUAGGUAUGACCAGGGAGGGGCAGUCAGUCGUGAGGGAGAAGACAGGAGAAUUCAGAGCAGUGCUCAGCAGCCUAGUGUUCACCUGGUUGGCUCACCAAGCCUGGCAACCCUGUGGCCUGUCUACCAGAGGGAGCUGACCACCGCCACACCGGCCCCACUGUCAGGACUGGGCAUGAUCCACUGGUGUGGUCCCUGCACGUCAGGAAUUGUCACAACUACUGGGGGUGGUCCUCGAAAGCUCUCCUUUUUCUAUACCUCUUCUCAAGGCCAUGUAAGUUGCCCACCUCUACUUGACUGUGGACAAAAGACCUCUGCUCCGGGCCAUCCGGUGGCCCAGGGUCUGAAGAAAAGGCACAGGGACAGUGAAGGCAGAGCUCCCACCCUGUGCCAAGACACAAGGCCAGCUCCUCGGCUUUCUCCCCCUUCCCUUCUUCACUCAAGGGCCACGUCCCCGGUUUCUCCUCUCAAAGGCCCCACAGGUGCUAUUUGUUGUGCUGGCCCAGGUGUGGGGCCGCCAAGCUAAGACUUGGCCAACCGAAGGCCAGCUGCAUGUCAGUAAGUCUUGUCCCUGCCUCCGCAGUGAUCUGUUGAUUUUAACGCUGGAUCAACCAGGAUGUUUUACUUUCCCUGACCACAGCUCCCCGUCCCACACCCUCACCUCCCCUCUGGCCCCGUGUAAGUCCUCUCUUGUUUUAGUUGUUUGCAGUGAGCAUCCCUUUCCCUCUGUUGCAGGGAACCUGGAGGAAAGGGAAAGAUGUUGCCAUAUUUCCUACUCCUUAGGGCAUGGAUUCCCUCCUUUCCCUUUGUUAGUGUCCUGGGUUCCCAUGGACUCAGGGAUUUGGUUGAGGUUUCUCUGCAUAUAUAAAUAUAUAUAUAUACAUACAUACAUAUAUUUAAAUACACAUAUAUAUAUUGUACAGAAUAAAAAUGUUUUAUUGAA
Molecule: messenger RNA, 3830 nt
Organism: Bubalus bubalis (water buffalo)
Lineage: Eukaryota; Metazoa; Chordata; Mammalia; Artiodactyla; Bovidae
Gene: GTPBP2
Product: GTP binding protein 2
Exons: 12
Coding region: 1188-2732 (514 amino acids)
Biological process (GO): translational elongation
Molecular function (GO): translation elongation factor activity; GTP binding; GTPase activity
Source: RefSeq, a predicted model, not a curated record